Messenger RNA from Eruca vesicaria subsp. sativa (arugula), 1508 nucleotides. The record is from the annotation of a GenBank genome assembly. NCBI's taxonomy places the organism in Eukaryota, Viridiplantae, Streptophyta, Magnoliopsida, Brassicales, Brassicaceae.
CCCUCUCUCCCCAUUACUCUUAAAAAAAAAACACUUUCUUCACUCUCUCUCUCUCUCAUUCGCCACCAUCUCAUGAACUCCAACGACCAGUACCCAAUGGGCAGACCCGACGAAACCACUUCACGAACCUACGCAAUGAGCGGCAAGAUCAUGCUAAGCGCCAUCGUAAUCCUCUUCUUCGUCGUCAUCCUUAUGGUCUUCCUCCACCUCUACGCUCGCUGGUACCUCCUCCGCGCUCGCCGCCGCCAUUUCCGCCGCCGUAACCGUAACCGUCGCGCCACCAUGGUCUUCUUCGCCGCGGAUCCUUCCCCCGCCGCCGCCACCGCCGUCGCCUCCCGCGGCCUCGAUGCGGCGGUGAUGAAGUCUCUCCCCGUCUUCGCCUUCUCCGAGUCGACUCAUGGAGAUCUGACCGAGUGCGCGGUUUGUCUCUCCGAGUUCGAGGAAGGCGAGUCGGGUAGGGUUUUGCCUAACUGCAAACAUACGUUUCAUGUUGAGUGUAUUGAUAUGUGGUUUCAUUCUCACUCCACGUGUCCUCUCUGCCGCUCUCUCGUCGAGGCGACUCCGGUUGAGGAGGAGCGAGUGGUGAUCACGGUUUGUCCUGAACCGGUUUCUGCGAUUGAACCGGGUUCGAGUUCUGGAUUGAGGGAUGAACCGGAUGAUUUAAUGAGAAAACCGGCGGGGAUUGAGGUGCCGAGGAGGAACUUGAGCGAGUUUGAAGACGAUUUGAGUCACUCGUUUAGGUCGCCGAUGAGUAGGAUGUUGUCUUUCACUCGGAUGUUGAGCAGAGGAAACGCUUCGUCGCCUAUGGCCGGAGCUCCGCCUCAAUCUCCGUCGUCUAACUGCCGGAUAGUUACGACCGAGUCAGAUAUCGAGCGUGGAGGUGAAGAGAUUAGGUGACGUGUGUGUUGCUUAUUGGUUGAGAGUUAAUGGAAAGUAAAGCUACAAUUUAAUUACAUUGUUGUUAAAGUCAACAAGCCUUUGUCGACGGUUGAUUUAAGCUCCUGUGACACGUGGCGUAAUCUGAGAGACCAACGAAUCUUAUUCACCAUGUGUUUUACUUGUGUUAGUUUAUAGUAGAUAGAAUUGUCUGAAGAUGUACAUAAGUUGUGUCAGUCGUCGAUGUUUAGAUUGAAUCUUCUUUCUAUUUAUUUUUCUUUAUUCCUUCUUUUAGUUUAGGGGAAUUAGGCCAAGUAACCAUUAGAAACAAAAAAAAAAAAGAAAAUAACCAUAACAAGGCUUUAAUUAUGAUAUGAUUGAUUUUUUUUCUCUUUAUUCCCCAUUUUAUCCUCAGCAUGCGCGUGAAAACAAAUUGUAUCUUUCAUUUUCUAAACUGUUGUUGUAAUACAUUAUAUUGGGUUACAAACUGAAAAAAACAAGAGAGAUUGAGGAGGUGUCAAAACUUUGGUGAUGGAAGGAAGCGGAAAUCUGAGCUAUAUUCUUCAACCAUGAAAAGAAUAGUUUAAACUGUAAUUGUAAUACAUUAUAUCUGGUCACAAUCCAAUUUUUUU